Entrophospora candida is the source of this 1432-nucleotide messenger RNA. The record is from the annotation of a GenBank genome assembly. NCBI's taxonomy places the organism in Eukaryota, Fungi, Glomeromycota, Glomeromycetes, Entrophosporales, Entrophosporaceae.
AUGUCAAAUAUUUUAAAUCAAAAUUUAUUGAAUGAUAUAGAAGAAUUUAGACAACAAUCAUCAAGAACAAUAAAUGAUGCAAUCUUCACAUUGAAUAAUUUACAAGGUGAUAAUCAUAGAUUAACAUAUUAUGCUGAAAGAAUUGAUCAAUUACAGCAAUUUUUUUUAACACUUGAUCAGAUUUUUAUCCAGUCAUACAUAAAUGCUAUUAUUGAUUCUCUUCAACAAUUAAGGCAUCAACUUCUUGCAGCAAUAGAACAAACAAGUGAUAAUGAAACUUCAGCUAUCUUGAUCAUAGAAAAAGUUAAGACAGGAGGUGCACCAAAAUUUAAAGUAUCAAGAGAUUUAGUUGUCACAUUAAAAGAAAAUAAUUUUACAUGGAAAGAUAUUGCAUGUGUUCUUGGCAUAUCAGCAAGGACUUUGAAAAGGCGAAGAGAUGAAUUAGGAAUACCUAAUGAUUUAAAUCCAUUUUCAACUAUAUCUGAUAAUGAAUUAGAUGCUUUAAUAGCAAGGAUUAAAAUUGAACAACCAUUUACUGGAGAAUCCCUAAUCCGAGGGCUAUUAUCAAGUAUGGGAUACCAUAUUCAACGAUAUCGAGUUCGUAGUAGUAUAUAUAGAGUUGACCCAAUUGGUCCAAAUAUUAGAUUAUCAAAUUUUAUAAUUCGCCAACCUUAUAGUGUUGCUGGUCCAAACUCAUUGUGGCAUAAUGAUGGAAACCAUAAGUUAAUUAGAUGGAAAUUUGUAAUUCAUGGUUUUAUUGAUGGAUAUAGUAGAGCAGUAACAGGUUUACAAUGUAAUACCAACAACAGAGCAGAAACUGUAUUGCAACUAUUUCUUAAAGCAACAGGAGAAUGGGGUAUCCCACAUAGAUGUCGAGGUGAUCGUGGUGGUGAAAAUAUUCUUGUAGGUGAAUGGAUGGUUAAUUAUCGUGGAAUGAAUAGGGGAAGCUAUAUUUUUGGCCGGUCAGUCCACAAUCAAAGAAUAGAACGUUUAUGGAGAGAUGUUUAUCGCAUUGUCCUAAAACUUUAUUAUCAUAUUUUUAUUCACCUUGAAAAUGAAUAUGGGUUAGAUCCAAAUAAUAAUAUACAUAUAUGGUGUCUUCACUAUGUAUAUAAACCAAUCAUUAAUAGAGCUCUUCUGAUUUUUCAAAACCAAUGGAAUUGUCAUUCAAUCUCAUCUGAACAACACUUUUCACCAAAACAAAUGUUUCUCAGUGGAGUGCUUUUAAGAGGUGCUAGGGGUAUUACUGAUGAAGUACCAUUAAGUUCAGAAGAGGUGAAUAUUGAUCAGACAGAAUAUGGAAUAGAAUGGAAUGGUCCAACAUCAUCAAAUGACAAUGAGGGAUUGAAUUUUUCAGAUGUAGGAUCUCCAAUUAAUUUAGAACAAUUUAAUGAAUUACAAAAUGUUGUUAAUCCAUUAUCUGAUAAUGAAA